AUGCCGCGCUUGGCUGUUGUCGGUGCUGCCUGUAACUAUCCUGGCUCGCAGAGUCUGAAAGAAUUGUGGGAAAAUGUGUUGGCAUCGCGUCGUCAGUUUCGUGACGUGCCUGACGAGCGCCUUCCUCUGGGCGAUUACGGUGCUCCCGAGGGUGGCAAUGGCGAAGGCGAGUUCAACGAGUACGAUCCGGACUGGAAGGACAAGACUACCGCAAAGUAUGCCGCCGUCCUCGAUGGUGUCUCGGUCAAUGCUCGCGAGUGGCGGGCGAACAAGGCCAAGGUCGCAUCGACCGACGUUGUCCACUGGCUCGCGCUGCAGGUUGCCGCUUCCGCCCUCGACUCGGUUGAUCUCCCUGCAAAGCUCAACGAGGGCUUUGGCGUCAUUGUCGGCAACACCCUGACCGGCGAGACCUCGCGGGCGUCACUCAUGCGCCUUAGAUGGCCCUUUGUGGAGCGCGAGCUCCGCGAGACCGCGGCCGGCCAAGGUCUCGCCCCCGAAGCCAUCGACGCACUCGUUUCCGGGCUUAAGACCCGCUACAAGGCUGCGUUUGCCGAGACCACCGAGGAUACCCUUGCCGGCGCUCUUUCCAACACCAUUGCCGGCCAUGUCUCCAAGCACUACGGCCUGCAAGGCUGCGCAUACACAGUCGAUGGCGCGUGCGCCUCGUCUGCGCUCGCUGUCGCCGUCGCUGCAGACCAGCUUGCUGCCGGAAAUCUCGACGUUGCCCUCGUCGGCGGCGUCGACAUCUCGCUGGAUCCGCUCGAGCUCGUCGGCUUCUCACGCGCAGGCGCGCUAUCGUCCACAGACAUGAACGUCUAUGGCGCUGCCGCAGACGGCUUCUUCCCUGGCGAGGGCUGCGGCUUUGUGGUCAUCAUGCGCGCAGACGAUGCUACUGAUCUGGGACUCCCCAUCCUUUCCUUCCUCGACGGAUGGGGCAUCUCAGCCGACGGCUACGAGGGCAUCAUGCGUCCGUUCCUUGAUGGCCAGGCUCUCGCCAUCUCGCGCGCUUACGCUCGAGCAAGCUUUGAUCCGCGUGACACCCACUUUGUCGAGGGCCACGGGACCGGUACCCCAACCGGCGACCCCAUCGAGCUCGGCGCCAUCCACAAGGUCUUAGCUGCGGCCACGGCCGAUGCCGGCGAGCCGGCUGUCGAGCCAGCCUGCAUUGGCGUGACCUCAAUCAAAUCCAUCAUUGGUCACACCAAGGCUGCGUCGGGCAUUGCUGCAUUCCUCAAGGCCGUCCUCGGCGUCAACCAGCGGGUCAUCCCACCUAUGGCCGGCAUCCAGCUCGACUCGGUUGCGCCAGCUCUCGCCAAGCUCCCCGGCGUGUAUCCAGUCAUCCACGGCCGCGCGCUUGCUCUUGACACCGACAUGCAUGCCGCGUCAUCGUCGAUGGGCUUUGGCGGCAUCAACGUCCACCUCAUCGUCUCAUCCACCGCUGCCUCGCCGCCGCUUCAGCUACUCGGCGGUCCCGAUCACCUCGCCCGUGAGCGCUAUCUUGCCUCGGCCCAGGAUGCUGAACUCCUUGUCUUUAACGCGCCCUCGCUCACUGGCCUCCUUGCCGAACUCACCGAAGCCGCUGACAUCCUCUCGCGCGCCUCCUGGGCCGAGGUCGCCGACUACGCCGCCCAUCUUGCCGCGGCGGCGGCCGCAUCUGAUGCCGACCUCUGUGCAGCCACUGUCGCUGCCGUUGUCACCUCGCUCGCCCAUGCCCAGAGCCUCGUUGCAGACGCCAUCGCUGCUGCCUCAGACGCCUUGGCUCUCGCUCCGGUCGUGCUGCCCGAGAGCCUCUAUGCCUCGUUUGCGCCGUCGUGGAAGGCUGCCGACCCCGAGCUCGUCUGGGUCUGCGCUGGCCAGGGCACGCAGCGGGCGGGCAUGGCCCUCCAGCUCUGCCGCCGCUUCUCUGCUACUCAUCGCGCAGAGCUGCUCGGCAUUGAUCCCAACUCAGAGCUGGCUGCUGAGGUCGAGGCAGUUGUCACUGCCGCGCUCGACGUUCAUCUCCCUGUACUUGCCGCCCCGCAUCCUCAGCUCUUGGCCACGCUCAAAGACGACGCCCAGCGCGUUCUCGCUGUGACUGAAGCCCUGUGGAUUGGCCUACUUCGCCGCUGCGGCGUGCCGUGCGGCGCCGUCGCCGGCCACUCACUAGGUGACGUCAUCGCGCUAUACGCUGCCGGCGUCUUUGAUUUUGCCACUUUGUGGCAAGUGGUCGACGCGCGCGCGCGCGCGUUUGCUAGCGCGCCGAGUGGUGGAAUGGCGGUCAUGCGCGGAUCAGCUGACGCUGCUGCCGCACUUCUGGCAAGCGUUCCCACCGGCAACCAGCUGGUCGUCGCCAACAUCAACGCGCCCGACCGCAUCGUCCUUGCGGGGCCACCAGACGCCAUCGCCACCGCUGUGGCCGCCGGGGCCGACGCAGGGCUCCCGGGCGCGGUCCUUGCCUCGGUCUCUGCCCCGUUCCACACCCCAAGCAUGGCCGACGUCGCCGCAUCAUUUGAGGCUGCGCUGCUCGCCAUCCUCGAGGAGACCACGCUUGCCAAACCCAGCGUGCCGGUCUACUCCUCGUGCCGCGGUGGCGAGCUUGAGCUCUCCGCCAUGGCGUCCCCGGCCGCCCUCGCCACAUACCUUGCUCAGUGCGUGGCGUCACCGGUCGACUACGUCGGUGUUGUCGCCGCCGCCACCGCUGCUGGCCACAAGCUCGGUAUCGAGAUCGGGUCGUACACCCACGACAUGACCCGAAUGACCCGUCGCUGUGGCGACGCCCUGAAGCUGCUCCCGGUUGAGGCUCGCCCGGGUUGCUUUGGUGCUUUCCUUGACCUGGUCGCCCGCUCCGUGGCGGCGGCGCCGGCGACGCUUGCCCUCCAUCCGCUCUUUGACCACCGCUUUGUGCGCGAGUGGGUCGACCCGCGGUCAAGGACGUUCAUCGUCAACCCAUGUGAGUCGCCGAUCUACGGCCCGCCACUGCAAGACGCCACCAAGCUCCGCUCGCGAGUUGCUACCGUCUCAGCCUCUAUCCGCGACAGAGGCGCAAGUGCUGCCAACGACCGCGGCUCGGAUGUCCGUGCUGCCGCGCGUCGCGCCGCAGCCCGCCGUAAGGACCACAAAGCCGCACGAUCCAAGACAAACUCCGGCAAGCCGAGGUCCAAGGCUGCGGUGGCGUUUGAGACCGCCGUCGUGCCUUCGCUCGCCACGGCGGGUGAUGCCGCAACCAACGAGGCGCUUGCAAAGUACCUUGCGGUCCGUGGCAAGUACCUUGCCUCGCUCAUCGAAGCUGACAUGCGCAAGGGCGGCGUCCAGGCCGCCAUCGAGGCCGCCGACGCCGCCGCCGAGGCCAAGCGUCAGCAACGCAUCCGCGCCAUGUCUGUGGCAGCCACCGCUGCCGUCCUCACUGCCGAGCCGAGCAUGACUGCUGCCCUCGUCCUGGAGGUUGUUGUGGAUCUGGCCUCCGAGGCUGCGUCCUUUGCCGCCGCGCCCACCACCCAGCUGCUCGAGCUCUACCUCGAUUCAAUCAAGUCGGUCCGGUUCAUCACCGACAUUGCGGUUGCCCUCGGCCUCGACGCCUCGCUUGUCAACCCGACGUCGCCCGAUUGGCAGAAACCGAUGACGCUUGCCUCGCUCGCCAAGCGCAUGCAUAUCCUCUGUGAGUCAAGCGGUGGCGCUGGCCAGCGCGCUGGCCCGGCGUCAGGCGGCCUUGCAUCGGGCGCAAGCCAAUCGGUUUGGUCUUGGCUCGGCAUCUUUGACGAAAUGCCGCUCCCGCUCUUUCCCAACCCCGAUCCAAUCGCCUCGAUCGAGUCCGCCACGCUUGUUGUUCAUGUUGGCGACGACUCGGCUGCCGCCGCCCACAACGUGGCCAGUGGCUUGGGUCUUGCCGAGCCCACUAUCGUUAUUGACCUCGCCGCCGAUGCAGCCGCUGCGGCUGCGGCUGCUGCGGCUGCGUCCUAUCUCAUUGUCGUAGCCCCACAGAUACCGGACCCCGCAACUUCUGCUGGUGCUGCGGUGACGGCAACUGCGACGGUGAUGGCGACGCUCGGUCGCCUCGUCCGUGCUGUUGGCGAUGUGUGGAGGAUGGAGGACCGCUGCGGUGGCCGGAUCAAUGAUGGCGGCAUUAUCUAUGUGCUGCAUGGUGACGGGCCUGUCCCACUCCGCGGCUUUGCCGCCUCGGCUCUCCUUGAGGCGGGCUCGUACGUCCCAGCAGCCGUUGUGACCUGCGAGCCGAGCCUGUCGCCAGCUGAUGCCGGGCGGUUCACUGCCGCUCUACUAACUCGCUGCCCGCUCGAGCCCAAGUUUGUCAUCGCCACCACGUCCGGCCCAGCUCCGGCCGACGGCAAGUCCUGGAUCGCCUUCCGUCAUCCGCGACCAUACUCCUUCGACUCUUCGCCACUCCUCCUCGAUGCCCCGGCUCUGGCGUCGUCGGCUGUGGCUGUUGCGCCAGUAUCGGAGGCAGCUGCCGUUGUCUCGUGGUGUGACGCGCUCGCCCGCGGCGGCGAUGCUCCGCGGUCGACUUUGGGUGCCGUCGUUGUCUCGGGUGGUGGUAAGGGCAUCACGGCCGAGUGCAUCUUCCGUGCUGCGGCCUACCUCUCGCUCACCAGGCUCGUUCUUGUUGGCACCUCGCCGGCCUCGCAUCCUCAGGUCACCGCUACGCUCGAGCGGAUGGCGCGAGUGCCUGGCCUGCAGGCGCGGUACUACGUCGCAGAUGUGACGGACCGCCCAUCAGUCGACGCCAUGCUUGAGGCGCUGAGUGCCGACGAGCCGUCAUGGGAGGUGGUCGGCCUUGUCCACGGUGCCGCGACCAACAAGCCAGCUGCCACCGACGAGCUGGGAUCGGGGGACGCCGCCGCGCGCGACAUGCAGGUCAAGGUCUGCGGCGCCGCGGUCCUCCUCGACGCGCUGCACACCUCACCGCGCGCUCGCGGCGAGCCCGGGCUGGAAUUUAUAGUCGGCCUCUCGUCGAUCAUUGCCGCCACUGGCAUGUUUUCGGCAGGCGUCUACGGCAGCGCCAAUCUGCUGAUGGAGCGCGUCUUUGGCUCGGUCGCCAGCUCGGUUCCAGUCGUCCUCAUCCGCUACGGCGUAUGGGAAGAGGUUGGCAUGGGCGCCCGCAUGGGCUCGGUCGAGUUUAUGGAGGCAUCAGGCAUGACGCCGCUGAGCGUCGAAGCCGGCUCGCGCGCCUUUGUCGAGCUACUCGCCGAAGCGCUUGUUGCUGACAAUCUAGCUGCACCGAUCGUUGCUGUUGUUGCCUCGCGCCUUGGCGGACUGGCCACCUGGUGCAACGGAUGGAACUGCUCCCAUCCGCGGGUCCGCAACGCCGCGGGUGCUUCGAUUCUCAGCAACGCACCGGCCUUUGACUCGGUCGCCGCGCUGGAGCCCAACCUCGAGCUGACGCUUGUCCGCAAAAUGAGCAUCCAAAAUGCCCGCUACCUAGCCGACCACUCGAUCGGCGGCUCUGUGGUGGUGCCAGCUGCGGUCGAGCUGGCGCUCUGUGUUCAGGCCGCCGCGGGGCUUCACGCCCCACUCCAUCCGCCGGCCAGCACCAAGCCGAGCUGGAAAGAUGUGAGCGCGGGCUCAAUUGUCUGCCGCGACUUUGCCUUUCCUCUCGCGCUCGACGUCCAUCGACGCCGCGGUGCCGUCGUGGCUGUCACCGCCGCCAACUGGACAGCAGCGCCCAGGCUGGAUGGCCAGGCACAUCCGUGGUCCGUCGUAUGGGUGCAAAACGAGUUUGGCAAGCUAACCGCCACCGGAUGCGUUGGUAUCGUGACCACUGACACCCUUGCUGACGGCGCCUUUGCGCGGUGCGCCGCGCCGCUCAAGCUCCUUGCUGACGCCCGCAGCUCAAGCCCGACGUACAUCGAUGUCAAGGCCGACAUCUAUGAGCCCGGCCUUCUCUUCCACACUAGCGUCUUUCGGCGCAUUAGCGCUAUCCGUGCCCUCAUGUGGGACGAGGCGGCUGGGCGCGGCCACGUCAUUGCCCGGGUCUCGCGCACGCCCGGCGGCGUUGACGACGUCAUGGCCACCCGCGAGUCACUCGGCGGUCUAGGGGAUCCGCUCUUCCGUGACGGUGUCAUCCAGUGCGCGCUGGCGAUCAUCCCGCAAGAGGUCUCGCUGCCGUCAUCGCUUUCAGCACUGUAUGUCCACCAAGCCGCGAGCUUCGCGCUGGCUGAUGCUGACGUCCUCGAUGUGGUACUCACGCUCACCCGCGAAUACAACGGCGUCUACGCCGCCAACGUCGUUGUCCACGGCAUUCAUUCGGUCAGUGGCGCCUCGAUGGUGGCCGAAGAGUGGUACGGCCUGAGAUACAAGGUUGUUCGCCACGAUCCGACGCGCCCGGCGGCAGCCGACCUUCUCGCGCCCAGCGCUCGUGACAACACCGUGCUGAACAAGACUAUGAGCGAAGCAGCCUUUGCCUUUGGUAUAGAGCUUCCCAAGCUCGCGGUCUGCGCCGCUGAGCUCCCGUUUCAGGCCGUCGGCAGGCCUGCCGGAGUGCAGGCUAUGAUCAAGACGGCGCGGCGCAAGGCCCAGGCUGAGAUGGUGACAGAUCUCGUUGGCAGUCAUGCCAAGCUCGGCCACAGCCCUACCGGCGCGCCACACCUGGUAUUGCGGUCGCCAGGAAGCUCGAAAGCCGAGACUGGGCUCUCGUUUUCGUACACUGAGCGAGUGCUGGCGGCGGCGUGUGACGAUGGCAGCGCUGGAUUUGGCUCCGCCGUCGGCAUCGACGUGGUGGCGCUCCGCGACGACGCGUCGCGCGUCACCGCCGCCAUGCUCCCACACAAGAGCCAUCGCAAGGUGGUGGUCUGGCUCACCUCGGGCGGAUAUGGCAAGGUGAGUGUAGAUAGCGCCCACGUGGCGCGGGCGCGAAUCUGGGCAGCGCUCGAGGCGGCGUUCAAAGCCCGUGGGCCGCUUGCUGAUGCAAGCCGCGGAUGGAGUGAUGCAAGCGUUGGUGUCCUCCGCCGCCGCGGCGAUGCAGUCCUGCUCUGGGUUGAGGGCCCGAACGGCGCCGGACGCGAAGGCAAGCACCUUGUUCUCACUCUCCCGCUACAGCUGACCCGAUCGGGUAAGAUUAUGACUGCUGUGACCGCGCGCGAAGCCGGCCUGGACACGCUCGGGCUGGUAGUGCCCGGGCCGCAGCUGGGGUGGAACCUCGGCAUUGCGCUCUCGCCCGAGCCCAGCAACUCGUCAGACAUCGCGUUCACCAUACGGCACCGCAUGGCGGUCUCAUUCCACGACACCGGCUCCGCAAGCGCCACGUUCCUCUUUGCGCGAUUGUACGACGUCAUCGGGCGGACGCGCGAGCUGUCGAUGCGGUACUCGCCCGAGGCUCUCUCCGAGGCUACCAGGUUUUCCGAGGGCGAGGUGGCGUCGGUGAGUGACUGGGUCCAUGUCGUGCGCGUUCGCGAGAUCGAGGUCAAGGACGUACUCCAGGUCGAGUUCCGAGCGGUGAGCGUGACCGAGGCGUCCGCCGUUUUCUCAAUCCGCAUGCUUGCCGGGCGCAGCGGGACCGAGUUUGUACCGGUUGCCUACGCCACGCUCGGUAUCUCAGCAGUGCGUGUUGAAGGCCGCGAGGCUGCGCGGACGCCAUGGACCGCGGCGUUUAUGCGGUUCUUGUGCGCCAUGGCGCCAAGAGUCUCGUACGCAGAAGCAUCGCAGGCGGUGUUCCGAUCGGUGCUUGAUGGCUCAGUCCUCGCGUCGCCGUCGUGGCACGGCGGCGUGGCGUGCCAGGCCGACUGGGGCGUCGACGAUGCCGAGUGGGCCGAGGCCAGGGCGGCGCCGGCGACCGAUCUUGGCGGGCAGAUUUGGGCCUCGUCCGAACGCGGUGGUGCAGUUGUCCACGUCUGGCAGCACACAACGGAUCGGAUGGCCAGUAACUUUGUGGGCAACGUGUACUUUGCCGAGUACGGAGCGUGGAUGGGCGCGGCGUGGGAGUCGCUCAUCCACGACGUCGAUGCCGCCGCCGAGGCCGCCGGCAGCCUCCGCGUCCACGAAUCCAACAUUGUGUACGAGGUCGAGUCGUUCCCGUUCGACUCGCUGUCGUGCGAGGUUGGCAUCGCCGCUGUUCAUGACACCGGCGUGGUCGUCGACUUUGUCUUUCGCCGCCCGGGCGUGGUUCUUGCCCGCGGCCGGCAGGUGUACUGCGGCGAGAUGGGGCCAGGCCUGCACAACGUGCUCGAUCGGGUGAUGGCUUCAGUUUAG
Thecamonas trahens ATCC 50062 is the source of this 8175-nucleotide messenger RNA. RefSeq lists its product as uncharacterized. NCBI's taxonomy places the organism in Eukaryota, Apusomonadida, Apusomonadidae. The transcript has a single exon. The record is from RefSeq and is a predicted model, not a curated record. The coding region runs from base 1 to 8175 and encodes 2724 amino acids. Gene Ontology annotation, cellular component: cytoplasm; plasma membrane. Gene Ontology annotation, biological process: fatty acid biosynthetic process; DIM/DIP cell wall layer assembly. Gene Ontology annotation, molecular function: 3-oxoacyl-[acyl-carrier-protein] synthase activity; fatty acid synthase activity.